Messenger RNA from Adineta steineri, 678 nucleotides. NCBI's taxonomy places the organism in Eukaryota, Metazoa, Rotifera, Eurotatoria, Adinetida, Adinetidae. The record is from the annotation of a GenBank genome assembly.
AUGACUGCUAUUUGGAAAGUGAUCAUUACUUUAGUUUUAUUGUAUGUUACUGUGGCCGAUGCCAAUCGAGCUCGUCGUCGACGACAAACUGAAAUAAAUUCGCAAGCAGCUAAUCAAAAUGCAGCUUCGAAUACAUUCAAUUCUCACACAGAUUCUCGUCAACGACAAUUACCAAAUCCUGUAAUUCUAAAUUCUCAAGGGCAACCACAACAGCAGAUUGGUCAGGGUGGCGAAGGAUUACUAAAAAAUGCAAAUUUAGGACAAAUGCAAGCCGGACGACAAUUUAAUGCCUAUCAAAAUCCUCAAUAUGGAGGACAACAACAAGGUUUAAAUUAUAAUCCAUAUGGUGGUGCAGGUGCUGGUAGUCAAUAUAAUACUGGACAAUAUGGAGCAUAUGGUCAAGGCCAAGGACCGUAUGCAAAUUAUUAUCAAAACCAAAAUCAACAAUAUCCAUAUGGAAGUCAAGGUUCAAGUAAUUACUAUUCAGGUGGAAGCAGUUACAAUCGUCCUGGCUAUGGACAGAGUGGUUAUGGACAGAGUGGUUAUGGACAGGGUGGUUAUGGACAAGGUGGUUAUGGUUUCUGGGGUGCUGGUCAAAAACAAAAUGCUAACAUUUUCAUUGUCUUUCUUUCGUCUUUCCUAGCUUUAACAAUCUAUUCGAUUACUAUAUUAAACUAG